CUCUCUAAUUCUUGCAGUUCUCUGUUUGCUACUGGACUGAGAACAUUUGACUUUGCUAUACAUAUUUAAGCCAAGUGUUGCUAUUCUCCAUUGAAUACAAUCAUUUGGAUAAAACUAUUUUACUAUGGAUUCUGUGGUAAUAGCUUUUCUCCUGCUUUGCCUGGGUGUGGAGGUACAGGGAACAGUGCAAGCAGAAAAAAAUCCAUUACUGGCAACAAAAUAUGGACAGUUACGAGGGAAAAUGGUUCAUGUGAAAGAGACAGAUCAAGCAGUGGAUGCUUUUCUUGGAAUCCCUUUUGCAAAAGCUCCAGUUGGAUCAUUAAGAUUUGCACCUCCCCAACGAGCAGAACCAUGGAACUCCAUCCGAGAUGCAACACGGCAUCCACCCUUGUGUUUGCAAAAUAUAGCACGAAAUAUACGAUUAGUUGAGAUGUUCCAUUCGGAUUUAGAGAUGCCCGCCAUGUCAGAGGACUGCUUGUUUCUAAAUGUCUUCACUCCAGCAAAUCGACAAAAGAAUUCCAAGUUACCAGUCAUGGUGUACAUCCACGGAGGAGGUUUGGUGGAUGGAGGAGCAGCACUUUAUGAUGGAUCUGCUUUAUCUGCUUAUGAAAAUGUGGUGAUAGUGUCAAUCCAGUACAGACUGAACAUACUGGGUUUCUUUAGUACAGGUGAUAAACAUGUACGUGGGAACUUAGGAUUUCUGGAUCAAGUUGCUGCUUUACAGUGGGUUCAAGAAAAUAUUGAAGAUUUUGGAGGAAACCCACAGUCUGUUACUAUUUUUGGGGAAUCUGCUGGUGGAAUCAGUGUUAGUGCUCAUAUUAUAUCACCUUUAUCAAAGAACUUGUUCCACCAAGCAAUAUCUGAGAGCGGUGUUGUUUUAUUACAUGCACUGAUCCUUAGUAAAGUUGAAGAUGUAAUAUUUUUCCGAAAUCUCUAUGCUAAUUUGUCUGGCUGUGCUUCACCGCAUUCAUCGGCUAUAGUAGACUGCUUGAUGAGGAAAACAGAGGAAGAGAUUGUGGAACUCAUUUCAAAACCGCAAUUUCCAGUCACCCCUGGCUGUGUAGAUGGAGUGUUCCUACCCAAACACCCAGAAGAGCUUUUGGAUGCAAAAGAAAUCCACCAUGUUCCCUAUAUCAUUGGUGUGAAUAACCAGGAGUUUGGAUGGUACAUUCCUAUGUACCUGAAUCUUAUGCAAGAGAUGGAAUACAUGAAUAAGGAUACCGUCCAUUCAGCUGUCCUCAACCAUCCUUUCUUAGAUAUGAGUGCUGAAACAGUUUCCCUGGUUAUGGAUUAUUACUUUGGUGAUACGGAUGAUCCAGCUGAAGUAAGAAACAGGUUCAUUGAUUUAUGUGGAGAUUACGUGUUUAUUUUGCCUGCCAUAAAAGCUGCCAAAUAUCACAGAGACUCUGGUCUCCCUGUUUACUUCUAUGAAUUUCAGCAUCGAUCCUCAUUGUUUCAUAAUUCUGUGGCAGAUUAUGUAAAAGCCGAUCAUCUAUCUGAGCUUAUAUUUGUUUUGGGAGGCCCAUUCAUGGAAAAGAACGUCAUGUUUAGCACUCCUGCCACCGAUGAAGAAAAAUCCUUAAGCAAAACAAUUAUGAAAUACUGGGCCAACUUUGCUCGAUAUGGGGACCCUAAUGGACCUGGUCUUGUAGAAUGGCCGGAGUAUGAUGAACAAGAACAUUAUCUAGAACUUAAUCUUAAACAAAAACCAUCAAAAAGGAUAAUAGAGGAAAGAGUAAAGUUUUGGACUGUUACACUACCGGAGAAAGUGCGGAGGUUGCAGGAAGAAAACGGAGGCCAUACAGAACUUUAGAUAUCUACUGUAUCUGGUGUUUUAAAUGCUACAUGAGGCACCGUUUAUAAAAUCAUAUUUACAAUAUAGUGGUGAAUAGAAAACAAUAUACCAGAACACACGUUUUUAAAAAGCACAUUAACAUACUCAAAUAGUGCACAAAAAUACAAAUCUAAAUUUUGCAUAACUCGAGCACAUGAAAUGAACGUAUUAUGUGAUUCGCAAGUAAAUGAUUAUUUUAUGAAGGCUUUUCAACAUAAUUUUAUUUCUCUCCAAGCUGUGGCAUUUAUAUUAAAAGGAUUUAUUUUCAUGCUUUAGAUAGAAGAAGAUGACAUUUUUCUUUCCUAGUUACUUCAAUUAUCUAAGUUGUUUAGUUCUCUUGGUAUCCCUUGUUGAAAAACAUUGUAGGCUCAGGAGCAGCAGAGAACUACUGGGAACUAGCUGCUGAUUGGUAGCUGCAUAUAUAUUUUUCUUGUCAUUGGCUCACCAUGUGUGUUCAGCUAGCUCCCAGUAGUGCAUUGCUGUUACUUCAAUAAAGGAUACCAAGAGAAUGAAGCAACUUUGAUGAAAUAAGUACAUUGAAAAGUUGUAUAAAAUUGUUAUAAAAAAAAAUUGGAUUAUGUCCCUUUAAGGGGAAACAAAAGUGCAGUAAUUAUUUUUUGCAUAAAGAAUUUGCUUGUGAAAACAUUAACUUGUGUCUAUGAUGGACUAUCAAUCUACUGUGAUUACAUUAUUAAAUAUAAAACUUCUAAAUGAUAUCUCAAGAGUUGAAAAAGCUCACUGCUGUAUCGAAUCUCACAGGUUAAAAUCUCACCCAAUAUAGUUUAAGAGAUAAAACACCAUUUGUUUCAUUGCUGCAAUAAAAAGCACUCAGCAGUAAGUUAUACUUAAAGGGACACUGAACCCGAUUUUUUUCUUACAUGAUUCAGAUAGAGCAUGAAAUUUUAAGCAACUUUCUCAUUUACUCCUAUUAUCAAUUUUUCUUCGUUUUCUGGCUGCUAAGGAAUGUAAAUCUUAGCAGCCAGACCAUUUUAGGUUCAGCACCAUGGAUAGUGUUGCUUAUUGGAGGCUUAGAUUUACCCACCAAUAAGCAAGCAUAACCCAGGUUCUCAACCAAAAAUGGGUUGGCUCCUAUGCAUCACAAAUAAAGAUAGCAAGAGAAUGAAGAAAAUUUGAUAAUAGGAGUAGAUUAGAAAGUUGCUUAAAAUUGCAUGCUCUCUGAAUCAUGAAAGAAAAAAUGGGUUUAGUUCCCUUUAAUAGAAACUGUUGUAAUAUGCAUUACUUAUCAAUUAAAAAAGAUAAUGAGCCAGAUUAUGAGUGGAGCGCAAAUGUUUGCGCGCAAGCAUUAAGGGGUUUAUUGCAAAUGUUUGCGCUCGUCGGCCUUAUCGCUCAUAUUAGUUGAAAGUAGUAAACGCAAUUGCACUCAAGCUAUUUACGCUAGAAUGAUUACUGCGACUUCAGAGCUCUGGUUAACAGUUUUGCAAAACUAAAAUGUGUCACUAAACACAUAAAAAAUGCAUUACAAACUAUAGUUACACUCAUAAUAACACCAUCUUAUAAAAAUUAUUUAAAAAAAAUAUUGCACACAAAAGUUAUAAAAGCUCAAAGAUAUUAGAUCUCAUCUGUUAGAAAAAAAAAGGGCUUGAACAUACAGAUACAUACACGUGUCUAAAUAAAUAUAUAUAUAUAUAUAUAUUGACAGGGUCAGAGAUCAUUAUUAUGUUAGCAGGAGAAUGGAGCUCUCUAUUUAUCCAGAAUGAAAACAGUUACAUUUCAGGUGCUCUCAGCAAAAGCAUUGUCUCUCUUCCUCCUGUGAGGAGGAAAUCACCUGACUGACUGCCUGUAAGCACAGAGACAGAGAGACACAGAAAGCAGGUACUUUAAAACUAUUGUUUUUUUCUAUAAAGCAGUUGUUUACUGGGGACAGUUUAGAUGACCCAGUAAUAUAAUUAGGAAUCCUUCAAAGUUUAGUUAGCCUCCUGAGUUAGGAGUAGGUGUUUGUUUUGUGAAUCAAAAGCUAAUUAUGUGAAACCUGCUGUGUAACAAAUAAAUAGUUUGUUUCUGAAUCAAA
Molecule: messenger RNA, 3863 nt
Organism: Bombina bombina (fire-bellied toad)
Lineage: Eukaryota; Metazoa; Chordata; Amphibia; Anura; Bombinatoridae
Product: pyrethroid hydrolase Ces2e
Exons: 13
Coding region: 125-1813 (562 amino acids)
Source: RefSeq, a predicted model, not a curated record